Molecule: messenger RNA, 3790 nt
Organism: Melanotaenia boesemani (Boeseman's rainbowfish)
Lineage: Eukaryota; Metazoa; Chordata; Actinopteri; Atheriniformes; Melanotaeniidae
Product: TRIO and F-actin-binding protein-like
Exons: 18
Coding region: 285-3662 (1125 amino acids)
Biological process (GO): actin filament organization; positive regulation of substrate adhesion-dependent cell spreading
Cellular component (GO): actin cytoskeleton
Molecular function (GO): actin filament binding
Source: RefSeq, a predicted model, not a curated record
AGGAGGACAGCUGCACAGCCUUGACGGCUGAUUUGGCUUAAGGAGCAGUCACAGAUGUGGAAGAUGAAAAUCAUCAUGCCCUGUCUGAGGUGACCACAAGUGCCAGUAGUGAUGACGUCAGUGGUGGUUGGACUUAUGAGUGGAGUCUGGUGCGAAGCCUGAGUCCUGAGUGGGAACUUGAGAACUGUGACACUGACACACAAUCCAGCUCUUCAAAUCAGUGUGACUGUUCAGAAAGGAGCAGAUCCCUCAGCACAGAGAGGCUCUGUGGAGCUGAAAAGGAAAUGACUCGAUUGGAUCCGUCUCCCCCCAGAGGAACUGAAAGCUCUUGGAUGGAUGAAACAAGGAGUAGAGACAGGUCCCGCAGGGCUUCAGAGUCCAGAGGAGAAAGGGGAAAAGAGAGUGGCUACUUCUCCCCAGACAGAAGAGGUGAUGGUGCGCAGCAGAUGGAAGAGGACAACAAGCGUAAAUAUCGUUACUAUGAGAGGGGGCGUCCCCUCCCAAGCAACUAUGUUCCUGAGCCCAAAGCCUGUGUGCCCUACAGGAAUGUCAACCUUGGACUGCCCUCGCAGAGAAGAAACCCUGAAACAUAUAUGCUGGAAACCUGGAGAAGUGAAUCUCCACAGAGAUACACAUACCACUCCAACUUUAGACGAGGUGACUCACAGAGAAAUUCUCCAACACGUCACAGUUCUGUGAGUCCAGACCGCUACAAGCUGACUGAAUCUUCUGUAACACCACGGAGAGGGAGCGCCCUCAGCAGGAGUCAGGCUAGGCCUCACACUUCAUCUCAUGGCUCCUCUCAGCAUCUGUCUCGUGGUGCUUCAUGUCACACUUCAGGCAGGUCCAGUCCAAACCGCAGGAGGGGGUCUACAGUCUCACGAACAGCAUCACCCUCUAGAACCUCCAAUUCUCACAGACACACAGACUCUUUGCUUUCACAGAGUGGGGAAUAUGAAGCUCAAAAAGGUUACAGCCGAGAGUCAAGAAGUCCAUCCCAAGCUUCAAACAAGCACAGUUUGGAUUCUGAGAAGCUGUACAGAAAUCUGGAGUUUAUCUCCCGCCGUGGCUCCUCAGCUAUCCCGCAAAACUCAUAUGAAGGAUAUCAGGCAUCACCCCGAAUCAGAACAGCUGCCAGCAGUUUGGCUAACACUCAAACUCACAACAGUCGUGAAAUAUCACCAUCCAGGAAUGGCUACAGCCCUCACAGUCGUGCCUCACAAAGAGAGUCAGACUCCAGGGGCAGCAGACUGAGUCACUCCCAAGGUUCUUGGCAGGGGUCUUCACACUCUGUGCCGAGUCUUCCACCAUCACAUGGUUCAUCUUCCUCAAGGCGUGUCGCAGACCCUCAAGUCCUUGGUGGAUUGCUGUCACCUGUUGCUAUCAUAGAAACAGAUAAGGGCAGUAAUAAUGACAAAGGUGAAAGAAGCAGAAGCAGCAUAAGGCGAGGCAUGGAGGCCUUGUUGAUUUCUGAACCCAAAAAGACUGCUGAAGAACUUGAGGAGCUGGGGAUGACCAUGGAGGACUACGUAGUGCUGGCUGAUAUACCGAAGAUUCAGGUGGAGUCAGAAGAAGAGUUUCCAGGACUGAGAUGGCGAAACCAGAGCCCAAGUCCAUGCAGGGACCAGAAAGUCAGGACAUACAGGUAUCAAGAUCAAACAGAUACACACAGUUCAAGGCUUGAGUCAGAGGAGAGGGGAAGGGGCAGAGAGAGAGGGAGAGACAGACGGGAAAAAUCCCGGGACUCUGAGUUUGGCCGAUCAUCUCGGAGACAGUCAACAGCUUCUCUUCAUACACAGGCCUCAGGUGAUCGAAAUGGAAAGCACAGAUCUUUAAGGGAGAAGGAACGAGGUCCUGCUGAGCUUCCACCGACACAGGGGUGGAUGUCCAGACUGGAUGAACAAGGCAAGUGGAUAAAGCACUGGUUUGUUCUUGGUGAUACUUCGCUGAGGUACUACAGAGACUCAGAGGCUGAGGAGUCAGAUGAUUUGGAUGGAGAGAUUGAUCUGACAUCCUGUGUGUGUGUGUCAGACUGCAACGUUGAGAAGAACUAUGGUCUGCAAAUACAAACAAAAACAGCAGUGUUCACUCUUUCUGCCAUAACAUCCAGAAUUCGGCGAAACUGGGUGAAAUUAUUGAAGCUGGCUAUUCAGAACAACACACACCAAUCAGACUCCAGCAGCGAGAAAGAGAACCUCCUCUCCCAGAGACUGUCGUCAUGCCAACCGCCUGCUCGGCUCACCUGCAAGGACUCCGGUUAUGAACCUGCCACUUCCACCUACACAGCUGCAGCUGCAAACUCCAAGCAGGAAGACCACAGCCACCAAACAGUAGACGGAGAUCUGGAUGCGGACUUGUCUCCACCCAGUCAGAGAGAAGAAGGGGAGGGCUGGGACCGUGAGCAAGCAAAGCGACUGGAGGAGAGGAACAAGUGGUUUGAGGAGGGGGUUCCUCUCAGUGAGAUGGGUAGCAGAUGGGACUCCAUGGAGCUGAAAAAGGGGAACAUUCCUGUGCCCGUUCUUGAAACGCUGGACAUUGAGGUCAACAGGAAAUGGACAGAAUUUGAGACUUUGUCUUUUAGGGACAUGAGUGCACAGUCUCUCAUUGGAGCCCAGGGUUAUCAGGCAGACACCACACAGGUGUCAGAGCCACUAGCUAAUUCCCAAAAUUAUCAUUCAAACCUUGAAUAUGCUGAACAGUCUGUCACUGAUUCACAAACUUGUAUGUCCAAUUCAAAGGAGGCUCUUCAAUCAAUAAAUGAUACCCAAACCUUCCAAACUACUACAGCUGAUACUCUUCAGAAAGAGGCCAUCUUCCUCCGAAAGCAGGUUGACGGCAUCAAGAAGGAGCGUGCAGCCAUGGGAAUAGAGGUGUAUAGUCCCUGUGGCCCCAGGGCCCCUUGUAAGGACAGGCUUGAAGCCAUGGAGGUAUCUCAUAGAAAAGCACUGCAAGAGCUGCAGGAGAAACAUGCCAGGGAGAUAAAGGAACUGGAGGAGAAGAGUGACCGGAUGCUGCAGGAAGAGCGCCAUGCAGCUGCUAAGGCAAUGGAGGCACUUAAAGCAGCCCACAGAGAGGAGCUGGAGAAAGAGGUGGAGAAGGCCAGGAGUCUCUGUGAAGGAGUUGCACGCAUGGAUUCUUCAUAUAUAGGACAAAUGCCUCAAGCAGACAUCUUGCACAGCGAGUUAAAUGUGUUGUCAGAGCACUACUCUCAGAAAUGCCUGGAGCUGAGCCGCACUGAGCAGAGCAGCAAGAGCCGAGAGACUGAGCUGGAUCGCAAACAGAGGGAGAUGGAGAGGCUCCAAAGAGAAAACCAGGAGCUUAAGAACAAACUGGCUGAAGAGAUCAGUCGAAUGCGUUAUUUCAUCACAGGUCAGAGGUCAGACGUGGUCUCCCUUGGCAACACUGAGAGCACAUCAUCAGAUUUAGAGACACUGCUAAGGGCAAAGGAAAACGAAGUUCAGUAUCUUAAAAAGGAAGUCAGCUGUCUUCAAAAUGAAGUGGAAGCUCUCACCAAGGAAAAAGAAGAAGCUUACAAACGUUAUCAAGAGGCCUAUGUAAAGCUGAGUGACACAAGGGGUCGAAGUCAGUUGGAGAUGGGUUCCCUCAACGAACACUUGAGACUGGCCAAUGCUGCACUUCAGGAAGGAGCACAACAAACUUGACUAACGAGGGCAACAUUUAAAAUUUUCCUAGAAGGCAUUAACUAAAUGUAUUAAUACUGUUAUGACAUGACAAUAACAUGAUGCCAUGAUUGGACUGUUAAAAUUGAAUAACAACGUUUUUCAGUGUG